This is a messenger RNA of Prorocentrum cordatum, 708 nucleotides long. Lineage: Eukaryota; Dinophyceae; Prorocentrales; Prorocentraceae. The record is from the annotation of a GenBank genome assembly.
AUGACGGCUUGGCCUUUGCUUGUGGCUUCAAUGGAAGUGGCCAGUGUGACCUUCCAGAUUUGGAUGAAGGUGAGCACGGUGGCGGAUGUGCAGGUUGCCGCGGGAGAUUCGCACACUAUUCUGCUCCGAAGCGAUGGCACGGCUGUGUCCUGUGGACGGAACCAGGCUGGACAACGGGACAUUCCAGUUUUGGGAGAUGGCAUGCGUUACACCCAAGUCUCCGCAGGACUCCUCCACACGGUGCUUCUCCGUAGCGAUGGUACCGCCGUGGCCUGUGGUGACAAUGGUUGGGGGCAGUGCGACAUUCCUUCUUUGAGUGCAGGUGUCACUUACACAGAGAUCAGUGCAGGACAUCGACAUACUGUUCUGGUCUGCAGCGAUGGCACAGCAGUGGCAUGCGGCAGCAAUACUCACAAGCAGUGCACACUUCCGACUCUGGCAGCAGGACUGACCUAUGGGGUGCCAACGCUGGUACUCCAGGCGUCAUGCGACGGUGAUUCGAUAGAUGUCAAGACGUUUGGCGGAGAGACACUUUGCCACAUCCGGGCAGCACCCACGGACCGUCUCAUCAACAUCUACGCCGAUUUGAUGAUUGAGCCCUUGCGCAGGUUCGGGAACGUCCACAUCAUCUUGCCAGGAGGCGAACUUCUCCGCAAUCUGCCAGCUGAGGAGACCGUGGGACGCUUCUUUGGGCUGUGCGAACGUUAA